AACUGCCUCCUCCAUUAAUACCCCUCCCUCGCCAUCCGCCUCCGCAACCAACCAAGCUCUGGUUCAGUGAUUCUUCGCCGGCAAUGGCCGCUUCUAUUCACACCAUCGCUGCUGCUUUCGCGAUAGUCGCGGUUGCGCUUCCCUGGUCUGCCACCGGCGAUUUCACUCUCGCGCCUUUAUUAUCCCCCAUUUUCGGUGGUGUGUGCAAACAAGGCCUGUGCGGAAAAGGGAAUUGCAAGGAAUCAACAAGUGGCGGUUUAGGUUAUGAAUGUGAAUGUGAUCCGGGUUGGAAACAAGCUAGGUCUCAAAACGACACUUUGUUCAAGUUUCUGCCUUGUGUUAUCCCCAACUGUUCUGUUGAUUUAUCAUGUGGAGAAGGACAAGCACCUGCUCCUGCACCAGAAAAAAGUGUCAACACAUCAAUUUUAGAACACAUGUAGCCUGCCACUGGGCUAAUUGCGGAGGCGGCUCGUGCAAGAAGACUGGUGCACUAACCUAUGCUUGUAUAUGCAAAGAGGGAUACUUCAAUCUGCUCAAUUCCACCGGUCUCCCUUGCGUCAGAGAAUGUGCACUCGGAAUGGACUGCAAAAAUCUGGGAUUUGGCUUAACAAACAACUCAAUUAGUCCUCCACCCCCAAGCUCAUUUGAUGGUAGUAGCAAAGAUAAAGUGUGCAACAAAGUGGGAUGUGGAAAAGGGAGUUGCAGGGCAUCAGGAAGUAGUGUUUUAGGCUAUGAAUGUGAAUGUGAUCCUGGCUGGAAACAAACUCUUCUUCAAAGCGACACUUUGUUCAAGUUUCUGCCUUGUGUUAUCCCCAACUGUUCCAUCAACUACUCGUGCGGAGAAGGAGCCCCUGCCCCUGCACCAGAUAAUAGAGCCAACACGUCAAUCUUCGAACUUUGCAAUUGGGCGGAGUGCGGAGGGGGGUCAUGUACCAAGACUUCUGCACUAACCUACACUUGUGAAUGCAGCAAGGGUUACUCAAACCUUCUCAAUAUCACCACUUUCCCUUGCUUCAAAGAGUGUUCAAUUGGAAUGGACUGUAACUUAACAAACAGAUCUUCUAGUUCAACUUCAACCCCUAGCAUAUCGAAUAAUACCAACAAAGGCAGCUCGAUGAUCGUCGGUGGCGGCUUUGUGUGGAAUGCCAUUGCAGCAACAUCUUUAGCCAUGUGUUUGUUCAAGUAGAUGUUGAAGAUGGAUUAGAUUUGUGUGACAAAUUAUAUUCUAUCGUGAAUCUAAGGUCCAUGGACCAUAGUGUUGACAUGUAGAGAGUAUUUGCUUAGAGUUUAGGUAAUCAAAUUUUACUUUUAUA
Molecule: messenger RNA, 1313 nt
Organism: Cuscuta campestris
Lineage: Eukaryota; Viridiplantae; Streptophyta; Magnoliopsida; Solanales; Convolvulaceae
Source: the annotation of a GenBank genome assembly